This is a messenger RNA of Oikopleura dioica, 324 nucleotides long. The record is from the annotation of a GenBank genome assembly. NCBI's taxonomy places the organism in Eukaryota, Metazoa, Chordata, Appendicularia, Copelata, Oikopleuridae.
AUGGAUACGAUUGAGCUUGGAUAUGAGGCAAACAGAAGAAAUUGCCGCCGCAAAGAAAUCGUUUACCGAUACUACCAGCAGGUGAUUCACAACUUUUUGGACCGUCCCUCCGAAGGAACCCUCGGCCGGUUCUCGACCCUUUACCACUUCCUCUCCUUCAUUUUGGUGGUUGCCUGUCUUUGUCUGACGGUAUUCUCGACGAUGGAUGCUGAUCCACGAUUCGAAGAAGCGCUGAAUUUCAUUGAAAAUAUCAUGAUCGUCCAGUUUUUCUUGGAAUACAUUCUGCGAGUUUGGAGCUCGGGCUGUAGAACACGAUAUAGGUAA